AUGAAUCAGCCAGAUCUGUUUCGAUGUGGUGGUAUGUAUCAGAAGAUGCCGCCGCCAUUUUUUCCAUGGCCAUAUGAUCCAACGGUAAACCCUUGGGUUAAGUAUGGCCCGGUGUCACCGGGAAUGGUUCCCUAUCAUCAGUAUUUUGCGCCACACAUUCAUGCUCCAAUGUCACCGGGCACUAUGGCCAACGUAUCGCCAUUUCUUAUGAUGCAUCAAAUGCAUCCACCGCCGGUCCAUCACACGCUCCAAUCUGGGGCUCCUGUUAUCGGUAAGCCCGGCCAAAUACCGCCGAUGGACCAACACCAGCUGAAUCCCGGUCAAAUCAAUGGAGCUCAGCAGCUACAGCCCCAGCUGAUGCCUGGUAAUCACCCGGCGGCUCCACCGGAAACACCGGAAAAUUCUCCUCGAACACACGUACAUUCUGGCCAGAGACAACUGUUCAAUAUGGCCCGAUCGCCGGCAGGGCUACAGUCCGUACCUCCACCGUCGGUUCCAAACGUUCCAACGGCUCUUCUUACCGAAAUGAACGGUGAUGCUUUGGAGAAAUUUGUUGCCAAGUCAACCUUAUCGAUCAACGCUAAACCAUUCGUCUAUGCCGGCGCCAGCAUCCGUCGCCCUCUGCCGCACGUAGAGGAAGUUCAUCGACCGCCGAGGGUAGUAGUGCCUUCCCCCGUGGUUGUAGCACAAGAACCUCAACCUACCCAUCAAGCAGCAACAACUACGCCUAAAACGCCUGAAGUGGCGGAGACACCAACUGCUACCGCUGUGGAAAUUACUACCAUCGGAACACCUGUCGUUUCCGCCAAUGUCGAUCGCCCGUCGGUCGAAGUCAGACCCUGUCAACAACUGAAGAAGCAGCCGGUUGUGCAGCCUCACACCGGAAUGGACGGUGAUGCUCCGGAUAUACAAGAUACAGAUACUAUCUCGGAGAUAUCCAGCGCCGAGUCAACUCUAUCGUUUGUUGCUGAACCUUGUGUUUGCAUCGGCGACCGUAGCAAUCACCCGCUGUCGCACAUAGAGGAAGCUCCUCAACCUGCGGCGGUUGUAGUGUCUUCCCCCGCGGUAGUGGCUCUAGAACAGUCGCCACAAAAUAAGAAAAAAACAGUUCCGCAUAAAACACCUGAAGCGAUCCAAGUGCAGACUGGACGAAUGGAAGCUGCUGAAGAACGACCAGUGGAUAUGAAGGUGAAGACCACCGGCUUGGAGAAGCUAAGCGUGAAGGAACAACCGGAGGUAGCCGUCCGUCGAAAGAACAGGAAGAAGAAGAAGCACCGAAAGAAACGGGUUGAGAACGAGCCUGAUGAUACCAAAGCUCCUGUUUUAGUAACGGAUACAGCGACGAUACUGGAUGAACAGCAGAAUUUAAUCGAUACUGCCGAUUACAACGCCGUUUCGCCGAAGGAAAACGACGAUCAACAACAAAUCCAUUCCGGACAGUCCACGCCGCCGAAACAACUCGUAAUCAGUACGCCAGUCGUGACUGUCGAGGUAUUAUCUAAGGAACCCGCCCUAGAGGCGGUAGAACAGCCCACGAAAGCACCAAUCCUAGCACCUGCGCCGUUAGCAAAUGUCCAGGAAUCUACGCUAGGUCCAAUCAAAAAGCCUCGCUCGCUCAUCGAAUACAAUCCGGACCAAUGGAGUCCGCAUAAUCUUUCUGGCAAGAAGAAGUACUCAUUCGUUCAAUUGCUGCACCUCAAAAAUUCCCCUCAUUCCCUGAAAAAAAUGAGUAAUCUGUCCAAAUGUGUGGAGAUCGUCCUGGGUAGAUCUAGCCACGGCCCAGCACACAUAACGCGUAGCGAUAACCGCUAUGGCAAGAAGAACCGUACCGAAGCGUCCCUAUUACCAACCUUUAUGAGAAUGGGCGAUCGAGGAGGUAGCGGUUUCAAUAUGGCCAACCAGAUAAGACCAUCCCAGCAGGGUGCAAAGAUAGUCCGCCUUCAGCUGAAUGAAGUGGAACUGACAAAAUGCGAAAAUGCGUGGCGCCCGAGGCACCUCCAGCAUAAUGAAGUUCUGAACGAAGAGGAACGGAAUACACAGGAACUUUUCAAAAGGUUUCGCUCGAUUUUAAAUAAACUGACACCGGAAAACUUCGUUAAACUGGUCAAACAGGUGCACACCUUUGUGAUUAAUAACGACGAGCGAUUGAAUGGGUGCAUAAACCUGGUCUUCGAGAAAGCCAUCUCCGAGCCAACAUUUUCCGAAACCUACGCCAAGAUGUGCAAAGAAGUAGGAACGGUGGCCGUGGUGGUGAUUUCGUCCGAACAGAAGCCUAUCAGCUUCAAGAACCGCCUGAUAACACGGUGUCAGGCGGAGUUUGAACAACGCCGCAUCGAUCAAAACAGUGCCACGCGGAACUUGAGAAUCCAGCUGAAAGCGAACAGGAAUCUGGACAAGGAAAAAUUCGAUGAUCUGAAGACCAAACUUGAGGAAGAAGAGCAAAAAGUGCGGCGUAGAGCGGUGGGAACAAUACGGUUCAUUGGAGAACUCUACAAGGCAGGUCAGCUAACAUCCAACAUCAUGCACAUCUGCAUCAAGCUGCUUCUCGCUGAGGACGCCAGGGGCUACAACGAAGAGACGCUAGAAUGCCUAUGUAAGCUGUUGACUACAAUCGGUUCCAAAAUUGAAAAUGAGAACCACCAAGACUUGAGCUCAUAUUUCCAGAAGAUGGAUCAAAUUGUUCGGGAUAAAGAUAGAUACCGUAUUAGCAGUAGGAUUCGUUUCAUGAUUCAAGAUGUAAUCGAUUUGCGUUGCAACGGAUGGAAACCCAGACGGCAAGAGCUCAAGCCCAAAACAAUAGAUGAAAUACAGGACGAAGCCCAAAAAGACCAAACUCUGAACACUACUAACUAUCGUCCCUCUCGGGGUGGUGGCGGUGACGUGGGUCACAGAGGAGGUAGUAACAUGCAAGGCGGUUUUCGGAAGGCCGUUUCAACGGUUUUCAGCGGUGUGUAUGACCAAGGAAGACUCAGAAGCCCCGAUGCGGUUGUUCCUAAAAAUCGCUCGCAAUUACAAAUGGAUCCCAACAGAUUCAAUAUUCCUAGCAAUCUGGAAACAACCCGGCUCGGAUCAGCGGCUAGCUACCAGGGCUGGAAGAACAAUAGUAGCAUGUUUGCUCCAUUGAACAAAGAUGACAGUAGGACUGAUGGAUAUGGGAAUAGAAAACAUCGUGACCGGUAUCGUAACGGGAAUAUCGUGUGCGGAGAUUCCUACCACAAGGGAACGAUGAUGGAACACAACCGGUAUAAUCAGUACGACAGUAGUGGAAGGCAAAAUGAUGAGCGGGCGUUCCGUUCAUCACGAGAACUAUCGUCGUCGGUUAGAAUUACACCAACCAAGAAUUCCCGGCCCAGCAAUGACCAAAUGCAUGACCGCAUUGUUCAGCAGCAACAAUCAACUAUCCACGGCCGGUCGUCAGAACAACGAUAUAUUCCACUAUCGUUAGGUUCGCCGCCAGCGGGUAGAAUGGGUCCACCCUGUAUGCCACCGUUUGCAAUGCCAAAGAGUGUUGCAGUCCGGCAAAACUUUCCGCUUCCCGAUAGGGAAACUGAAAUCAAGAUACAGAAGAUUGUAAAGUCUGUUAACAUCGAAAUGGAUCAAUCAGACAUCGAGGCAGGUGCCGCGAUGCUCAAAGAUCUCAAUAUCCCAGCCGAGUACUACCACGCCGCCAUUAGUCAACUGUUAAUCGAUAACAUUGAACGGGAUGUCAAGUCUCGUGAAAUCGUCGUUAAAGUAAUUGCGGUAAUGUUCGAGAUGAAGCUCAUCGUCAAGACCGACUACCUGCAUGCCCUGGAGCAGUUAUUUAAACUAGCCGACGAUCUGCUCAUCGAUCUACCUCAGCUGUACCGGUAUGUUGCCACGUUCUACGUGAUGUUACUGAACAAGCGCUGCAUCAAUCUGGUCGACGUGUUGAAUGCUGCCAAGGAGAUUCUGCCCAAAUAUGGUGCUAGCAUGGUUACGCAACUCCUGCUCCAGUAUGAAGCUGUAUACGGUAAGGAUGCCACCGUAAUGCUUUGGCACGAGUUGUCCCUCAGUCCAAACGAUUUCAGUGCCGACAAGGCCGAAAAGUAUCUUACAGACGCUAACUUAAGCUACCUCUUAGAUUCAAAAAUCCACGAAAGCUUAACGAAAAGCCUUGAAAUAAAGUAUAUAACUUGA
Messenger RNA from Ochlerotatus camptorhynchus, 4158 nucleotides. Its product is annotated as eukaryotic translation initiation factor 4 gamma 3-like. The record is from RefSeq and is a predicted model, not a curated record. The transcript has 4 exons. Gene Ontology annotation, cellular component: eukaryotic translation initiation factor 4F complex. Gene Ontology annotation, molecular function: protein binding; mRNA binding; translation initiation factor activity. The coding region runs from base 1 to 4158 and encodes 1385 amino acids. Lineage: Eukaryota; Metazoa; Arthropoda; Insecta; Diptera; Culicidae.